AUGGAGCUUCGGGAUGAUACUGAGAGUCAAGGUGGAUAUACAGAUGAGAUGUCACCAUUUGCAUGUGAGAAGAAAAACAAAACAGUGAAGUACAAAGUCAUCUGUGUUGUUUUGCUGUGUGCUUUGGUGGUUGUAUCCCUGGGACUAGGUUUAGGACUAGGACUGAACUGUGGAGACCAGGAGCAAGGUGAAAUACCGUGGGUGGAAGAACCAUGUGUAUCACUUGAAACUCCUCAGUGUCCAGCUGGGUUUGAUCUGCCACCACUAAUCCUGUUUUCGAUGGAUGGAUUUAGAGCAGAAUACUUGCAAAGUUGGAGUUCUUUGUUGCCAAAUAUUAAAAAACUGAAAACAUGUGGCACACAUUCAAAAUACAUGAGAGCUGUUUACCCCACAAAAACCUUUCCAAACCACUAUACUCUUGUCACAGGAUUGUAUCCAGAAUCUCACGGUAUUAUUGAUAACAACAUGUAUGAUGUAGACUUGAACAGGAAUUUCUCACUUUCGGGGACUGAAAAAUUCCAAUCUUGGUGGUGGAAAGGGCAGCCAGUCUGGCUGACAGCAAUGUAUCAAAAUUUGAAAUCAGGCACAUUCUUUUGGCCAGGCUCCGAUGUUCCAAUUAAUGGAACAUACCCUACCUUGUACAGAAAGUACAACGGUUCAUUUACAUUUGAACACAGAAUUUCAGGAUUAUUGGACUGGCUGGAUAACACGAAAUCUGAAAGGCCUGAUUUCUACACUUUAUAUAUUGAAGAACCAGAUUCUUCUGGGCAUAAAUUUGGACCAGAUAGUGGUGGUGUAAUCAAAGCUUUACAGAAAGCAGAUCAAGCACUGGGGAUGCUAAUGGAAGGACUUAAACAAAGAAACCUACACAAAUGUGUAAACCUCAUACUUGUAGCUGAUCAUGGGAUGGAGAAGACCUACUGCAGCCAGUUGGAAUAUAUGACCAAUUAUUUCAAAAAGAUUGAUUUCUACAUAUAUGGUGGGCCUGCAGCUCGUAUUCGAGCAAAAAAUGUUCCAAAGGACUAUUUUACCUUUGACUCAGAAGGAAUUGUUAAAAACCUCACAUGCAAAAGAUCUCCUCAGCACUUCAAGCCUUAUCUGACGCCAGACUUGCCAAAAAGAUUCCACUAUGCUAACAACAUUCGUAUUGAUAAAGUUCAUCUUUUGGUGGAUAAGCAGUGGCUAGCAGUGAGAGAUCGAAGUUACACAUCUUGUGAAGGGGGUAACCAUGGCUAUAACAAUGAAUUUAAAAGUAUGGAGGCUAUAUUCUUAGCAUAUGGCCCAAGCUUUAAAGAGAAAACAGAGGUGGAUGCUUUUGAAAACAUUGAAGUUUACAACCUUAUGUGUGAUUUGCUGCGUAUUACACCAGCACCAAACAAUGGAACACAUGGCAGCUUGAAUCACCUCUUAAAAAAACCCUUUUACAGUCCUUCACAUGCAAAAGAAGAAUCGUCUCCUUCUUCAUGUCCAGUUUCCAGUCUGACUCCCAUACAUGAACUGGGAUGCUCAUGUGAGCAUAUGAAAAAUGCUUCAGAACUAAAUAGGAGGUUAAAUCUCACUGAAGAAGAAAUAAAGAGGGCAAACUCCUAUCAUUUGCCCUAUGGGAGACCCAGAGUUCUUCAGAAGGAAAAUGUCUACUGCCUCCUCUCACAUCAUCAGUAUGUGAGUGGAUACAGCUACAAUAUCAAGAUGCCACUGUGGACUGCAUACACUGUGAAUAAGUCUGAAAACACAUCUCUUCUUCCCACUCUUUCAGACUGUCUGCGGGCUGAUGUUAGAAUCCCUGUUGCUCAGAGCCAAAAUUGUUCCAACUACCCAGAAGGGCUGACCUUCAUCCGCAGUUUCCUCUAUCCUCCCAACUUCAAUUCAUCUGCUUCUGAACAGUAUGAUGCCUUACUCACCAGCAAUAUUGUUCCCAUGUAUAGAGCUUUCAGAGAGAUAUGGGAUUAUUUCCAUAAUACGCUUCUUCAGGAGUAUGCUAGAGAAAGGAAUGGAGUAAAUGUUAUCAGUGGACCAGUGUUUGAUUACAAUUAUGAUGGCCAUUUUGAUACCCUUGAUGAAAUUAAGCAGCAUGUAAGCAAUACAGAAAUCCCCGUCCCAACCCAUUACUUUGUGGUGCUGACUAGCUGCAAGAACAAGUUCUAUACACCACUGAACUGUCCAGGCUCCUUGGAUGUUUCUUCUUUUAUCAUUCCUCAUCGACCUGACAACACUGAAAGCUGUGCUGAAAAUAAGCCACCUUCUGAAUGGGUUGAAGAAAGAGUUCAGGCUCAUUCUGCACGUGUUCGGGAUGUGGAGCUCCUGACUGGGCUUGACUUUUACCAGGAAAGAGAGGAACCCAUCACCAAGAUCUUACAGCUGAAGACCUUCUUGCCAGUAUAUGAGACUGAAGUUAACUGA
This is a messenger RNA of Chaetura pelagica (chimney swift), 2400 nucleotides long. RefSeq names its product ectonucleotide pyrophosphatase/phosphodiesterase 3 (gene ENPP3). The coding region runs from base 1 to 2400 and encodes 799 amino acids. Gene Ontology annotation, biological process: nucleoside triphosphate catabolic process. The record is from RefSeq and is a predicted model, not a curated record. Gene Ontology annotation, molecular function: nucleoside triphosphate diphosphatase activity; nucleic acid binding; metal ion binding. The transcript has 23 exons. NCBI's taxonomy places the organism in Eukaryota, Metazoa, Chordata, Aves, Apodiformes, Apodidae.